Molecule: messenger RNA, 9381 nt
Organism: Carassius gibelio (silver crucian carp)
Lineage: Eukaryota; Metazoa; Chordata; Actinopteri; Cypriniformes; Cyprinidae
Product: BCL-6 corepressor-like protein 1
Exons: 11
Coding region: 3581-8107 (1508 amino acids)
Biological process (GO): negative regulation of transcription by RNA polymerase II
Cellular component (GO): nucleus
Molecular function (GO): protein binding; transcription corepressor activity
Source: RefSeq, a predicted model, not a curated record
ACCCCCCCGGACUUUCAGAACCGAAAAUCGUCGAGAUUAGUGUACUGCCAGCGACAAGAACGGAAGACCGGAUUAAAGCCGUUAUCUUGAUGCGCGAACAUCUUCCAAAUGUCGGUCAAACGGGUUGGUGCACGUUUGUACAAUCUGACAUCGUUAUUUGGCUCGCUAAUUGCCUUUUGGAAUUAUUCGGGGUUGCAUAGACGAAGGAGUCGGUUCUGGGGCUGUGGCAUGUCAUAACAGUUAGAUUGUGAGAGCUGCUCCGCUAUGGAAACAUUUUGUGUCGUACGGAGUAAUGCAGACUGAGUUGUUAGAAGGGAGACUUCGCUGCGCAGGGAUCUGAAAAUCGUUCCUUCAGUUUCAUACACCUUGCUCCGUACGAAAUAACGCUGUCCCCGCGUGUCACGCAGCACGAGUGACGAUAAUAAUAAGGAGCGUACGGGAAAAGUCGGCGACCCUAUUAGUUUCCAAACACUCCUCGAGGGCAGCGUGGAGAGAGAGAGAGACAGCCAAAGUACGAUGUUUCCGCGCGAGCGAGAUCUCAUCCAACCUAAAUGUGCGCGUGACAUUUCUCUGGCCGUGUAUUUUGUCUCGAGUUCUAAUUCAGACGUCAUAGCUCGGCUCGCGCUUCGCGAAAAACCAACGGUCACUUCGUAGUUUGACAGGAUUCGGUUAACGCGUCGGUUAGUUUGACUACAUUGUGGCCACACGGACCGUGUAGGCUUUCGGUUCUUUCUGCGAAAGAAAACGUCCUUCUCGGCAAAUCCCCGAUCGCGGGACCUACAUUUGGUUGUUUUUGUGGGUGAACAUCGGCGAUAUUUAUCACUGACUCUCAUUUCAGCAGGCGUUUCGUGUCACCUGAGAGGCUCUGGUAUUGUGUGAUACGGUUUUUUAGUAGCUCCGGCUAGAACAAGCGAGUGGGUUGCUCGGAGAAACAAACAUUUUGCUCUGUUUUAGGAUGAUGCUCUAUCCUGAUAUUACGCUUGCUGUGGAUACGUGACACGGGCUGGUCAUCGACUGCUUUUCUGCAUCCUCCUCCUUUGUGUAUUUAUGAGCUCCGGGCUGCGGAGCUCCGGCAGACUGACCUGGAGACCGCGAGUGUGCCGAGCUCCAGUCUAGAGAGAAGAGACGAUGCUAAUUUCCUCGACUCUGUUUAUCAUUGCGCUGGUAACCCCGUUCAAAAGAAAGAGGGCUGAAGAAAAACACGAUCUCUCACUCCCACUGAUCCUGCGUUUUCAAUAAUUGAGAUGCCUGCUGAUGAAAAUGUCUGCACGAAAAUGAUCGGUUCUAUCUUUAGCAGCAGAUAUAAUCACGGGUAUAACACAUCAUAAACUUUCCAAUCAUCAGACUUUCGCUAAAGGCCUAUACGGCUUGGUUAUGCUAGACAGGUACUUUAAGUGCAUCGACAUCAGUUGAAUCUCAUUUGAAGUCAGAAAGAUAAGCAGUUCGUAUUUUAAGACAGCUGUCACCUGUAUCGACAACGCGGAGCUGCAUGCGCUCACCUGUAUUCUGAUGCGAUCAAGAGUUUACGAUGUUUAUGUUGUUUGCAUUUGAAACUUAGAUAUUUAGAUUUGGUUAAUUGUGAUGGUUAUGUAUGCAGUUUUUUCUGAAGUAAUAUCUAUUCUUAAUCAUGUAAUUCUUUCUAAAUUAAGAGCAUAACCUCGAGAGACAUUGGGAUGAAUUCGUCUCGAAUCAAUGUGCAACUUCAAUUCGAGUUCAGAUCUCUAAGUUCGAUUUUGUUUUCAGGGUUUCAACCAACAUGAAGAUCCAAAAAAUAUCAAGGAAUUGUAAUUGAUAUUUCUAGUUAAAUGGCAAAGUCAUUAAAAUGAGUAAAAGUCAUGGACAUAUAGGGAGUUUAAGUUUUAAUAUCACAUUGCCUAUAUGUAGUAAAACCAGAAUCGACAGCCAUAUUGUACAAAAAUGGUUAUAAUGAUUUAAAUUUAUUAAUUUGAAAAAGCUAUUAUCUGACAUGGAAAUCUACCACCACAAUCUUUAAAUAAAUCCAGAUGCACUAAUAAUGCAUGACUGUAAACGUCGUGGAAAUUAAUUUGACAAAAAGUGUGGAAACCCUGUAUAUUGAUUUGAUCUGUUGGUCUCUGAUAGGAGUUUUGCAAGGCCUGACACACAGCGCUACUGGAAUUAGAUUAAAUCACAGCUUGACCACCUCAUUAUAAGCAAACAUUUUAGUAACGCACACUCUGUGACUGUGGACAUGAGAUGCCUUGCCUUUAUCUAAUGUCGGUAAAGAGUAAAGCGCCUAUGUUAGACCCAGCAUCACAUUAAUGGUUGCUCUGUUUUUUUCUUGCUCUGUUGAUGUUAUCUUGAUCUACUGCAGUUUGUCCCACUGAGGUAAUGAGGCCAGCAUAAAACCAGCAUCAACUUUUGUAUGGCCUUGCAUCCUUUAUUCUCAACCUUUGCCAUUUUCCUCCAUUGCGAUGUGUGAAGGAUCUGAUCAGUAUUGGGUGCUCUGCUUCUUUCAAAAGGGGGGAUUUAGAGUAUGCAGACUGUGAAAACUGUGCCUUCAGCUGUGGAGGCUGAGUUUUUAGUGUUUUGGCACUCACUUACAUAUUUGAAAUUGACUUACGAACUCAGAGAGUGUCACAGGUCAAACUCAGCCUUUCCACAAUUUAGUCUUUCAUUCAGCACAUGACAGUUUUUUUCAAAUGUAUAAUUACAAAUGUAAAUCACUUGAAUAUGGAGCAGCAGAUCAUUGUAUUCUUUUAAAAUCUUAUUUAAAUCUGAACACUGUUAGUAUAAUAUCUAUUCCUACUCAAGCUGUGGUCUGAAGGAAAUUGUGACAUCUUGACUAAGGAAACCUCUGUUACUCACAGGAAGUUUCCAGCCUGUCUCAUGUCAUUGGCUGUAGCAAGAGAAGUGAUGUUGUGACCUCAUGUUUAUAGUGUCAAUUGUGCCAUUUUACAGGGAUAGAGACCUAAAUCUUAAAAACAUUCUCAUCAAUCAUAAUUAAAGCUCAUGAAUGUCCAUCUUUUGUUUAAAUUCUAGAAGUGUUCAUUUUUGCCAUUUUGAGUCAAGUCUUUUCUGACAGAUGAAAAGGAUUUUUGAAAACCCAAAUUUGGUGACAAUAAAUAUUUUAUCUCUCUCAAAAUAAUGUAGAAAUUUCUUGAAGUAAUGUACAUGAUGCAUAUAGAUCUACCCUAUUAAUAAGAAUUAUCAGUUGUUAGAAUGUCAGGUGAAUGUAUGAUCAACUGAACUGUUUUUAAUGAAUGCAGACUAUAAGACUCAAUCUAGAUUUUACAUUUUAAUUAAUGAAGUCUGUGUUGACCUCGUCUGUACUACAAAACAUUUAUGUUCUCCAAUCAAUUAUUAGUAUAUUAAAGAAAUAAUCAACAUCAUAGCUUAGGUAUGUUCUAUUAAAUGAGAGGUUUAAGGCUUUUUAACAUGUAAUAGUCUAAUUUUAAUCUUCUGACUUGUUGUUGGAAAUAAUACUAUAUGCUCAAUUUAUUGCUCAAUUUCUAAGCUGAAAACGAUCUAUUUCCACUACAGAACUGUACACUAACCAGAGAAGAACCCUAUAAAAAGUCACUUGUCCACACACACUGAGUAAUGUGUUGAGAAAACGCCUAUGCAGGUGGAUCCCUCACCAAUGAAUGUAGGAGAUGGAGGGACGGUGAGCAGAGAGAGCAGUGCCCCUACCCAGGUGUCUGAGAGCAUGGUGGGGAAUCCACAGCAGACACUGCCUCUUGAACUUAGAGGUGAUGUACCUCAAAGUCAGCAGAACAAGCUGAGGGCAACCACAGACUGCAAAAUACCCAACGUCUGCUCAGAAGCAAACAAUUCAAAUCAUUGUCCCCUAGAUCCUUCCCCCCAACAUCACAGUAAUGUGUUCAGCACUGAUCCCAUGAGCACAACGUUGCCUGAUCGGACUGAGGUUUCCAAAAGCAAGAUUGACAGUUCUGGCAUAUAUUCCACUCACCAGUGGCCUUGUGGUAAAAAUGUCACCACAGAGGACCCUGUGAAUUCUGUUCACUCUAGUGUAAACCUAAACAAGAAGACUAAUGCACCAGCACCAACCCAGCCUGUGAUAAGCGUUCCUUUGGGGUUCCAGUGCUCCACGCUUUUUAAACCCGGCCAGCCUGUUGCUUUCCUUCCCCCCUCCAAUUUUUCUUCUCCUCUCUGUAAGAUCACAUUGCCACCAGGGUUAGGUCAGAUUGCAGCACUGAGAGAAGCCACUGCUAGCCAGUUUCAAAAGGACUGCACCGCACAAAGCUCUUGUUCGAGUGUCACACCUAUGCUCAAAACAUACCCAUAUCACUUUUCCGUGGGGAGAGGACCUGGUGCUGAGAAGAGGCCUCAGUCUUCAGGAUCCAAAGUCAGGUGUGAUUCUUUGUCCAAGGGCUUUCAAGGUGGAGCUGAGCAUAAAGCCACAAUGUCUGCUGUAUCAGCCCCAGCUCUUGGCCUUCCAGUACAGCAAGCAACGCAGGGCUCGACUCCACCAACCCGUUACACCAUCUCUCCCACUGCUGCCAUCUGCUGCAGCCCAGCUCUUGCAAAUAUCACCACUCAAAGUCGGCUGCUUAGCCUUGUAGAAAAAGGUUUGACGUACCGAGGUACCGAAAAAACCUCGUUGGCGUAUCUGAAACCAAAAACUCUGUCCUCUCCAGAGGAGCACAGUGUUUCGUGCCCCGUUGAGUCAAGGGACGUGCCCCUUGAUCUGUCUGCAAAGUCCAAGCGACAAAAAAACAUUAAAGAUGGUCAGAACAGCCCAUUGGUGGCCACGGAACAUCAUUCUGCUGAGUCUCAUCAGAAGAAUGUUUCUGGUCCAAAAAAGGUUCAUUCUGCUUCCUUUGGAUCAUCCAAUUCAUAUGACACCCAAAGAAAUGGUGCAACUCAGAAAUCAUCUUCAAAACUAACUAAUCACCAUGCUUUGGAACCCAAUGCAUCCUGGGCCAAAGGCUCAUCUCCUGGCUCCUUGAAUAAUCUCCCUGGUACAUAUGUAGGAGUGGCAAGCCCCAUUCUAGCAUCUACUUUACGUAGCAAAGAUGGAAAAAGUGCUGCUUUUGUUGAAGAUAUUCAGACAUUUGCCAAACAGGAAACCAUCUCCAUCAUCGACCAAGGAGAGCAGCCGGUCUGUAGAGAGAAGAAAGCGCCAUUUACUAUUAAAGGUGCCCAGCAUAAUAAAGGUGGAAAGCUCUCGACAGUAACUCAACAAGGUUUUUUAUCCACCCAUUUAUGUGCUACAGCAAAUUCACAGCCCCACCAAAAAUCUGUUGGUGGAAAGGGAGGCACCCUGUUCACACCUCCAGUUAAAUCCUUGUGGCAGCCACCUUGUGUUCUUUCCCAAGGAACAUCCCUGCAGAAGAGACCAAGUGUGACUCAAGCACCAAAGACGAAGAGCACCCUCAGUUGUGAGAGAGCCCUGUUCCAUAACUCCCACUUAAGCCCAACUAAAGUAGAGGAUGAAAAGUGGGAGAAGUCCAAAUCCCCCCUGUCUAACCUUGAGUCGAUAGUAAAGCAGAAAACUCUCGAGACCACUGCGCUUACUGGUGAGAACUACUGUAAUCUGUCUUCUGUGGGAUCCAAGAGGCCUGAGGUAGCCAGCAUGCAGAACAGGUGUCAGGAGUCUGCGUUGCAGCAGACCCUAACAGCUGGUUCUCCCCCAUUCAGGGCCAUAGAAGGACAGGUCAUCAAGUCAGACAGAACCUCUCCACAAACGGAUGCCAUAGCAGCUCUAAGCAGACCGGAGAUCACAACUGUUCCUGUGCCCAAUGAUAACAAACGAGAGAAACAAGCUAAACAUAAAGAAAAUCAAGCAUCUGAUGGUAGACAGAAAAUUAAAUCUAGUACCCCUAGUAAAAGGAGUGCUCCCAAUGUUAAAGGAGAAUGGAAGGAAAGGAAAUUGGCUCAACAGUUAGAGGAUGAGAACGCAAAAGAGGAGAAGGCAUCAGAGAGGAAGAUUUCUUCUCAUGUUCAGGUAGACGGGAUAGCCUUAUCCCUCCUUCAGAACCAGACCACAGAAGCAGACGGAGAGGCAAAAAUGAAUGGAGCCACAGAGGAGAUACCUUCCAAAGGAAAAGUAUCCGCCACCAAACAGAAGAACCUGAAAAAGCCUGCCAAGGAGAAGGUACCUUCUGAAGUGCAAAAAAAGACAGUAACUAAGAAGCAGAAACAUAAAAACAGUCUACCAAUAAAGAAGGACCCCUCCCAUAAAAAGAAGAAAGAUCCAUUGCCUGGAGUGGGAAAAAGUGUGCUGAAAAAUGGAACAAGCUCAGCCUCUAAAGUAGUGGGAAAGACUCGCAAAGGGAAAAACUGUCCAGCUAAUAUGGAGCACUCCGACUCAAACAGAAUAGUCACAGAUUCAGAGAACAGUCCAUGCAGAAGUCCUCAGGUUGACAGAGAUUCAAGCUCUCUCAGCAGUCCAGGCUGGCCUAGUAAGGAAUCAGACUCCCAGGAGGAGGCCUCUCCGCGGCUGAGACGAGGGCGCAGACGGACUGAUGAAGCGUUGCUCCGAGACUGGAGCUUCGCUACUCCACCUACUCCUCCCCCUCUCGAUCCCCCCUCUAUACCACCCCCUGUACCAGUCCGCCGGCCGCGCGGCAGGCCUCGAAUCAAUCCUCUGCCCGAGGAGGUGGAUGCGGACAAGGCAAGGCCCACUGAGGGUGGGAACACCUCUUCAAUAAAGAAAAGGAAACGUUGCAAGAAUCGUAAAUAUCAGAACGGGGAAUACAUCACAGAGAAAGAUAAGGUGGCAGAUGGAGAGGAGGAGAAGCUGGGCGUGGAAGAUGGUGAGGCCACUAAUGAGAAGAUGGGUGUGUACCCUUGUCUCAGUGCUACAUUGACCGGUGAAGUGCCCAGUCCAGAUAUUAGCCCUAGGAAGACCCUGUUCACACGUUCGGGCUCAGCACGGCCUCAAGAGAGCCCACCCAACACACAGCCUGAUGACAAACCCUCAGGGAAGAGGAAGUUCAAAAGUAAACACUUGUGUGACACUGACGACCAGAAAAAGCUCAAGACUAAGAAAGGCAGCUUGGGUAAACGCACAGGGCCCCUCAUUUCAGAUGAGGAUGGUCCAGCCACCAAGAAAACCCCAACUACUCCUUAUGCUUCUCCCAAGCAUUCAAACUCACCACUAUCUGGUAAAAAAGGAAUAGCUGGGAAAUCAGGAAUCCCUGAAACAACUCCAAGCCGCCCAGUGCCUCCAGAAGUGCGUCGACUGAUUGUCAAUAAGAAUGCAGGAGAGACGCUGUUACAGAGAGCUGCUCGAUUAGGUUACCAGGAUGUGGUUUUAUAUUGCUUGGAAAAGGAUGUGCGAGAGGUGAACCGUCGCGAUAACGCGGGUUACACGGCACUACAUGAGGCCUGUGCACGUGGCUGGACGCACAUCGUACAGGUGCUGCUGAAGCAUGGCGCAGAUGUUAACUGCAGUGCACAGGAUGGAACGCGCCCAAUUCAUGAUGCAGUAGCAGCUGAUAAUCUGGCUGCCGUCUGGAUGCUAUUAAAUCAUGGGGCAGAUCCCACACUGGCAACUUACUCUGGUCAGACCGCAGUUAAACUAGCCCAGAGUCCCGGAAUGAAAACUUUCCUCAAAGAGUACUUCACUGAUUUAGAAGGACGAACAGACCAAGAUCCAAAACUACAGUGGGAUUUCUACAGUAGUUCUGUAUUUGAGACAGAACAGGAACCUUGCUGGGACUUCCUACUGUCUCAGCCUGAGGAAGACAGCGUAGACAACUUGAGCGAGCAGAUGAAGGAGAAAGACACUGAUACAGACUGUCUUGUGUUCGAGUUCUCCUCCGAUCCCCUCCUACCCUGCUACCACGUCCAAGUAUCACUAAUGCAGGGGUUUUGUAACUGGUUUUUGGUGGCGGAUGUGCUGAAGCGGCUUAAGAUGUCAGCACGUAUAUUCCGGGCUCGGUACCCUCAGUUUGAGGUGGUGAGCAUCGCUCAGGCAGAGCUGUGGAAGCAGGUCUCCGUCAGUCAAACGUGCAUGGUUCCGGAUGAGCUCCAGAUGGAUGACGAAGACGGAGAGGAGACGGUGGAGCUGGUGCGAUGCGUACCAGAGCUACAGGGACUGCUAGGCUCCUCCAUACAACUCCUCCGAGAAGAUGAGGAAGACGAGUCAGGGCCCAACACCAGACCCUGCAGUCGAUAGCAACUCCUGCCCUAAAUCUCCUGGGAUCGUCAGCAGCCGUCCUCAGUCAUGCGCGGGUCCGAUGGCCUGUUACCAGUACCAGCACUUUGUAUGUUCAGAAUCCGCAAGAAAGGUCCUAUUUCCUCACAGACAUACCCCCCCCUCCCAGUAAUGACAGGGGCCCUAAGGAGCAACUUUGCCAUGCCUUCACCCAUGGAGAAAGGCUAGAGACGGACACAACUGGGAAGCAACUUUCAUGCUCCUUGUGUAGGGUUUUUUUUUUUUUUCACUCUUCAAUAAUAAUUUUUUUUUUUUAAUAAACCUAUAUGUAUAAGUAAAUAUAUAUGUAUAUCUUGACAUCAGGGUGAACGCAUCUGGUUGUAACUUAUCAUUAACAUGUUUUAUGUUCGUUCGUUAUUGACGGUCCUUUAGAAGGAGUGAUAAUCCCAGUCUUUUUUUAUCUUGGUCAACUAAAUGUGUGUAGCUAAGAGGCUUACGUCAAGCUAACAGCGGCAGGAAUGCCUUUGGGCCAGAUGGUUCCUGUGUAAACUAUCAAGCCUCUCCCAGCUCCCAGAAGCCCCCCCUAACCUACAGCAUAUGUUCCUCACCCCGGCCCUCCUUACCUCAACACCACUGCAGCUCUGCCAGAAACAUUACACCUUCCUUUUAUUUCAUUUGUAACGUGGCAGGCACAGGACGUGUUCCUGUGACAUCUGACGUCGUUGCGGUUUUGCUUUGGUUGAUGCGCUGUCGGUUUUAUCCACUGGUUGAAUUAUUUGAAGAUAUCAGCAGGUAUCAGCCGAUACCAACCAGUUAAGUGGUAAACAAACAAACAAACAAAAAAAGAUCCUGUGGAGUGUUUUUUUUUUUUUUCAAGGAUUUUUUAGAGCCUUUUUUCUAGAUUCCGUCUUGAACUGCUUUCCAGUGCUCACAGAAGGGGUUGUCUCCCAAUUUUUCCUGGUGUACCAGAUUCCAGCGUGCUUUGUGGCACGUGGUGUGUUUUAUUUACACUGAUUGUUGUUUGUGCUUAAUUUAAUAGUCAUUAAUAUAUUUGACCUUUUUUGUGUGUGUCAGACAAAUGAUAUAUGACAAUGGCUUUGUAUGGUUGGUGCUUUAUUUGACAGUGUACAAAUAAUGAUCCCUUUAUCCUGAAGUUGUUUUGUUUUCCCACACUGCGAACAGUAUUUUAACAAGCUAAAGUACAGUUUUAUUGUACUGGUGCUGAGCUAGAUUUUGUGUUGACAAUCAAUGAAGUUUUGUUUGAACUGAAACCAAUAAAUAUUUAAAUGAAGAGA